AGCGCGUGCGCACUGCCUUUAUCUAUAAUCAGUGUGAAUUUGUGAUCCUGUAUUUCUUCCACUGACAGCGAUUGUGACCGUCAUUUUUUUAUCCGGCUCACAGGAAUUCAGGAAACAGAUGGAGCUGUAUACACCGAUGCUGUUGCAGUCCAAGUUUGACAGUAGUGGUGGCGCACUGAGCUCGCCGAGUACCAAGUGCUGCCCUCGCAUCAGGUCGUAUCCUCUUUCUUCUAAGCUCCUGUUCUCACAUAUUCCAUUCCUCUCUCCCCUCCUGUAGCUGCACGCGCUGUGCUUGUAGAAAUGCCUGAACGGGUUCCUCCCCCACGGAGAUGCUGACACUCAACCAGUCAACUACUAUUAUUGGUCUAUUGGCGCGCACACAAGUCAGUCAACUUGUGCGCGUAGCGUUCUCCCAUUAGUCUUAUACUUUUCAGUGUCACCCACUCGCUUUUGUCCAGCUUCAGUUGACAAUUGACAUUGGUGACCAGAAUAUCAGCCACCUGUUGUUUCUCCUACUAGUAUCCCCAUUCUUUCCACAGCUGUUGCUCGAUCUGCUCCUCCUGGCUCCUGCAUCUAGCUAAGCCGAAGCUGAUAGUCAUAGGUUGGGAGGUCGUGCUUGAUCGAAGAACCUGUGAGCAAAGGUUAACUUGAGAUGGCUGAGUCACUGCUUCUGCCCAUGGUGUCCAGAGUGGCUGGCAAGGCUGCUGAUGUGCUCGUCCAGAGCAUCACUCGCAUGUGGGGCGUCGAUGAUGACCGGCGCAAGCUGGAGCGACAUCUGCUGGCCGUCCAGUCCUUGCUAGCCGACGCCGAGGUAAAGAGUGAGAAUAACCCCGCUGUCAGGAGGUGGAUGAAGGACCUCAAUGUGGUUGCCUACCGGGCUGACGAUGUCCUGGACGACUUCCAGUACGAGGCGCUGCAUCGUGAGGCCCAAAGCCACCGGUCCAUGACCAGCAAGGUACUGAGCUCCUUCACCUUGCAUAACCGACUUGUGUUCCGUCAUAAGGCGAGCAGGGACCUCAAAAACGUGCUUGACAAGAUCGAUGAGCUAGUGAUGGAGAUGAACAAGUUUGGUUUCAUGGAGCGCGCAGAGGUACCGCAUGCUCUUUAUCGGCAGACGCACUCAGUGCUGGAUGAGUCUGUAGAGAUUUUUGGCAGAGACGAAGACAAGGAGGCGUUGGUGAAACUGUUGAUCGAUCAGCAAGAUCAGCAGAAUGUCCAGGUACUUCCCAUCAUUGGAAUGGGUGGUUUGGGAAAGACCACUCUGGUCAAGAUGGUAUACAGCGAUUACAGGGUUCAGAAGCACUUCGACGUGAAGAUGUGGUACUGUGUAUCUGAAAACUUUGAAGCUACUGCUGUUGUUAGAUCCGUCAUUCAAUUGGCUACAAAUGGAACAUGUUCCCUGCCUGACACCAUUGAGCUUUUGCGAGGAAAACUGCAGGAAGUCAUUGGCCAGAAAAGGUACUUAUUGGUUCUUGAUGAUGUGUGGAACGAAGAGCAGCAAAAGUGGGAUGAUGACCUGAAGCCACUACUGUGUUCUUCUAUUGGUGGAUUCGGAAGUAUGAUAGUUGUCACAAGUCGGAGCCGACAAGUGGCCUCUAUAAUGGGCACCCUUCCCCCCUAUGAGCUAGCAUGCCUAAGUGAAGACGCUUCAUGGGAGUUGUUCUCACAGAAGGCAUUUAGUAAAGGGGUCCAAGAGCAAGAAGAGUUUGUCAUGUUUGGCAGGUGCAUUGUCAACAAGUGUAAAGGAUUGCCUCUUGCCCUCAAGACAAUGGGAGGCUUGAUGAGUUCAAAACAGCAAGUCCAGGACUGGGAGGCCAUUGCGGAAAGCAAUAUUAGUGAUACCAGUAGAGGCAAAGAUGAAGUAUUGUCCAUACUAAAACUGAGCUACAGACACUUGUCAUCGGAAAUGAAGCAAUGCUUUGCUUUCUGUGCAGCUUUCCCCAAAGACUAUUUGAUGGAGAAGGAUAAGUUGGUCCAACUAUGGAUAGCAAACAGUUAUAUUAUAUACAUGGUGAGGGAACAAUGGAUUUGGCACAGAAAGGCGAAUUCAUUUUCAACGAGUUGGCUUGGAGGUCCUUUCUUCAAGAUGUGGAUGUGCAAUCAUUUUCCAAGGAAAUUUUAUGUAAAAUGCAUGAUUUAAUGCAUGACCUAGCAAAAGAUGUCACGGACGAAUGCGCCUCUGCAGAAGAAUUAAUUCAGAAAAAAACACCAAUGGAAGAUGUGUACCACAUGAUAAUGUCAGAUUGUAAAUUGGAAGAGAUCAGUGGAUUAAAAGGCACAUUAUCUCUCCGCACUUUAUUAACUCAAUCAAGACUCAGGGAUCUCAAGAAGUUCAAACUGACAUCACUAAGAGCGCUUUGUUGCAUCGAUCCUGCUUUUAUCCAUAGCCCACGUAUAAAUACAUCACAUUUGCGGUACCUUGAUCUUUCUGAGUCAGACAUUGUUAGAUUACCAAAUUCACUAUGCAUGUUGUAUAACUUACAAUCAUUGAGACUUGACCAAUGCCGUUAUCUAUGAUAUCUACCGGAAGGAAUAACAACCUUGAGGAAGCUCAGCCAUCUUUAUCUUUGCGGAUGUGAGAAUUUGGAACGAAUGCCACCAAAACUUAGUCUACUGUGCAACCUUCGCACUCUGACAACAUUUGUUGUGGAUGACACAGGAGAUGGCUUUGGGAUUGAGGAACUCAGAGACAUGCGACAGCUUGGCCACAAGUUAGAACUGUACAAUUUGAGGAAAGUAAAGAGUGGGUCAAAGGCUAAUCUCCAUGAGAAACAGAAACUGAGUGAAUUACGAUUGUAUUGGGGCCGCGAUCAAGAUUACAAACCUUUAAAUGAUGUGAUCAGUAAUAAUGUGGAAGAAGUAUUGGAAUCGCUUGCACCUCAUGGUGAGCUCAAAAUUUUGGAGGUGCAUGGGUACAGUGGCCAUGAAAUCUCACGGUGGAUGAGAGACCCUCAAAUGUUCAGGUGCCUAAGGGCACUCGGUAUUGCCAAUUGCCCAAGAUGCAAGGAUCUGCCAAUAGUAUGGCUGUCCUCUCUUGAGCAUUUGUAUUUAUCUUGCAUGGGCAGCCUGACCACAUUAUGUAAGAAUGUCGAUGUGGAAGGUGAAGCAUACAAUACCUCUCUGCAAAUUUUCCCAAAGCUAAAGAUAGUGGAGCUAUCUCAUUUGCCGAAGUUGGAAAAAUGGGCAGAAAACAGUGCAGGAGAGCCUUAUAGCUCCGUGAUGUUUCCCCAGCUUGAGGAGCUAAGAAUCGAUAAUUGUAGUAAACUUGCACAUCUUCCAGAGAGCGCAGCUCUCACACACCUAUCCUUUUCAUUCGUCAAAAGAGCACGAUUAUGUCGUUGCAUUGAUUCUGCAGAAGGCCUUGUUCCUAUGAGCAUAUCUUUGGGCUCUUGCCCGUCCCUUGUCUCGUUGGAAGUUGGGAUGCUGGCAGAUGUGGUGAUGCUUUUCGAUGACCAGCAGAGUCAAAGCCAAAGAUCUGUGGAUACCCUGCGAAAUUUAAAGCUAUCGGGUGAUGAUGCCUUUGUAUCGAUUUUUAACAUUUCCAAAUUGCAACUUGGACUUGGGGAUUGCUUUGCCUUCUUGGAGGAAUUAGAUAUCUCAGGUUGCGACAGCAUCCUCCGCUGGCCAGUGGAGGAGCUGCGUUGCUUGCCUCUGCUUCGAUCUUUGAGUAUUUGCCUUAAGAAUUUGGAGGGCACAGGCUCAUCAUAUGAGGAGAUCCUUCCUCUGCCUCGUCUGGAAAAGUUAUACAUAUAUUUUUGUCACAGCUUGCUGGAGAUUCCAAAGUUGCCUGCAUCACUUGUCGAAGUGGAGAUUUGCUGGUGCAAAAGUUUGAUAGCACUGCCUUCAAACCUAGGAAAUCUGGCCAAGCUGCGUUGGUUCCGUCUGCACAGUUGCCAGGGGCUAAAAGCACUGCCUGAUGUGAUGAAUGGCCUCACUUCUCUUGAGGUACUGACAAUUCUUAGGUGUCCAGGGAUUGAGAAAUUUCCGGAGGGCCUCCUCCAGCGGCUUCAAGACUUAAAAUGCCUACAUAUCAAGGAUUGCCCCGAGCUGCAAAGGCGUUACGGACAAGGUUGGGAGUAUUUUGACUUGGUCUCUUCUAUUCCAAGAAAGCACAUUCCUGCAGCAGAACCCAAGAGAGAAAAGUCCUUAAAGAGGUUCCUCCGCCACUGCUGACCCUCAAGUCUGAAUCGAGACCUUGAGAUUAAAUUGGAAUGCAAUCCUCCACAAUCGAUCUGUGUACGCCAGAAGCAAAGCCCAGAACAUAUGGUUGUCUGUCCUUCUGCAGCAGUAUAGGAGAAUGGAUGAUUGCGCAUAUGACAAGUGCCAAAGGAAGGAG
This is a messenger RNA of Setaria italica (foxtail millet), 4336 nucleotides long. Its product is annotated as disease resistance protein RGA2-like. The record is from RefSeq and is a predicted model, not a curated record. Gene Ontology annotation, molecular function: ADP binding. Bases 653 to 2140 code for a protein of 495 amino acids. Gene Ontology annotation, biological process: defense response to other organism. The transcript is spliced from 2 exons. NCBI's taxonomy places the organism in Eukaryota, Viridiplantae, Streptophyta, Magnoliopsida, Poales, Poaceae.